GCCGUGCCAAGGUGCUUGCUUUUCUUGAGUUACUUUAUCUUUUGAUUCAGGCAUGGAGCUCGCAGAGCACAGUUGGGGCAAGUGCUUUAGCUAAGCUUUCGUUAAACUUGCCAAUUAUGCCGGCGGUUACCGUUUCAACACAGCACGCCUGUCGGCUUGACGGGACGAUUUCACGGCAAUGGGCAUUCGAUGUGUCUGAAUACCCGGCUGAACGUUGGUUCUGCAGGUCAGCAAUCUACGACUCCUUCCUCGAGCAGAGACUUCACUUAUUAGCUCAACAGUCUACACAAAAUAGUCAGCAAGGUUUCUUCGCAACGUUGAAUGGCGCCUCUUGGCCGCGGUUGUCCUGUCUGGCAUAUAUUGCGAGCUACGUACCGUGUGGCUCGAUCUCCGUUGACACCCUCAUCGACUGUUUGAUUCUUCCCAAAACGAUCUGCCCUCCCCUGCCGUCGAGGUGCUUUCCCGCCCCGCCCUGUCGGCCGAUGGGCGCACUGGAAACCUUGCUGCCAAUCGCCGGCAACGGCAUUGACCACAGUCAUUCCACGCAUGCUGGGCUAGGCCGUUCCGGGUAGGUGGUUACCGGAGAACACCUUGUGGGACAGUGGGACAGCUGCUGGGGUCCAACCACGAAGCUCUGUGAUUUUUUAGACGAGAGAAGAAUUGCCCUCUAAUUCGCUCUUGCCUCUCUCUCCCUCUCGUGUCACUCUCUCUUUCCAGCUGGA
This is a messenger RNA of Canariomyces notabilis, 722 nucleotides long. RefSeq lists its product as uncharacterized. The transcript has a single exon. The coding region runs from base 117 to 572 and encodes 151 amino acids. NCBI's taxonomy places the organism in Eukaryota, Fungi, Ascomycota, Sordariomycetes, Sordariales, Chaetomiaceae. The record is from RefSeq and is a predicted model, not a curated record.